Molecule: messenger RNA, 1935 nt
Organism: Thunnus maccoyii (southern bluefin tuna)
Lineage: Eukaryota; Metazoa; Chordata; Actinopteri; Scombriformes; Scombridae
Product: cAMP-responsive element modulator-like
Exons: 6
Coding region: 195-896 (233 amino acids)
Biological process (GO): regulation of transcription by RNA polymerase II
Cellular component (GO): nucleus; ATF4-CREB1 transcription factor complex
Molecular function (GO): DNA-binding transcription factor activity, RNA polymerase II-specific; RNA polymerase II cis-regulatory region sequence-specific DNA binding
Source: RefSeq, a predicted model, not a curated record
AUCAUCGUCAGUUUACGUUAUUAACUGAAGCUACGUUUUUUUUAAACUUUCUGGGCGUCACUCAAACUCAUGAAGUUUCACACGACCUGGACAGUAUAAUUUAGUGUUCACACAAAAAGAAUGUUGAUCUCAAAUCAGUAAGGAGAAAUCAGCGUGAACACUAUUAACAGUAGCCACACUCAGUGCCUGUCAGGAUGAACCAAGUAAAGAAAGAAGACAAAUAUCAGUCACAUGCUCCUCCGCCCUGCAAACAUAACCCAGGGUACCAGACCAGCCCCAACCAGCAGUGUGGGUAUAUUCAAAGAGGUCCCGUCAACUUCCUGCCUGAGGGGAUACAGCCACUGCCAUCUAUGGCCAUGACCAGCACACAAACACCACAGCCUUCAUCAAACACCUUUCAUUACUAUGGGGAGACGCUAAGCUGCCAGCAGCACUGUUGCAUGCCCCCGAUCCCAGGUUCUGUCCAGUUCCAGCAUGAGGGCCCACAGAAUCUGACGUCUAUGGCCACAACCAGCACACAAACACCACAUCCUCCACCAUGCACCGUUCCAUACUGCAAGAAGAAGCUGGAUGUCCCGAAGAUGCAUAGUAAUCCAGCAUUGCCAGGCUCCACAGGUGACUUGACUGCCUGUCAGCUGCGUAACCCCGGCUCCAGCCUCCUGCAGGGUGUGAUGGGGGCCAGCACUCAUAGCUCACAGAAACUUACAGAGGACGCCGUUCAAAAGAGGGAGCUCCGCUUGAUGAGGAACAGAGAAGCUGCCCGGGAGUGUCGACGAAAGAAGAAGGAAUACGUCAAAUGCCUGGAGAAUCGCGUGGAUGUGCUCGAGAAUCAAAACAAGACUCUGAUUGAGGAGCUUAAAGCGUUAAAAGACAUCUAUCGACACAAAACUGAGUGAUUCCUCUGAGGAGAGGAGGGACUGGGAUUAUGCAGACUGUAUUGGUCUGCUUCUGUGGGGUAUCUUGAGGACUCUGGUUUUGCUUAUACAGACAUGCACACAAACACACGCACGCUCACACAAAACACUCCUUGUCCUUUCUGUUAAAUGUGUUUACACUAUGAUGUCAAUGUUUCUGGCUCUGAAUUAUCCAUGCGCCACCACAGCGAAAACAAGAACCUUUUUCACCUCGGGGUUAUUAUCAGCGAAGACCUUAUGUCCCUUUGCACGGGGCGGCUGAAGGAAGGAAUAUAUGGACUACCUGCAGACUUCCAACACCUUACUAGAGAUGGAGAAUCAGAUGUUGAAGGCUCAUCUGAAUACCCUGCCUCUCUUUAUGUCACUAACACCUUCACUGCACUGCAUUUUACAUUCCUUGAUGCUCAGUUUUGUCUUUCGGCUCUAUUAAAAAAACUUUAUAACUUGAUAGUCUUUGUGAUGGUCUAUUUUUCUACAGAGUUUUUUCAGGGGAAAAUGUUGCCAGAGGCUAAAUUUUCAAAGGGAAUUGGAGCAUCAGGGCCUCUAUGUGAUUUAUUUUACUCCACCUAACAAAGGAAUUAAACCCUACUGCAUUUAUUGCCCAUCUUCUGAGAAAUGUUUCUGCUUCUGUCCUGUGGCGUUCAUAUUUAUUUGGCAGGAAUACCCUGUGUUUAUGUAUUGUUUUAAGUACCAGUGCUUGAUUUGUGCAAAAAAAGUCUUUGUCUUAAUAUGAACAAAUGUAUGUUUAGUUAUCAAAUACACACAUUUGUGGACAUUUUAUUAACUUACACUCUUAGUAACUAGCUGUUUCAUUUUAGUAUGCAUGGCUGAAAUGAGAAGUUAUUUAUGUAACUUUUAUUUUGAAUGAUAAAUUGUAUGUAGAAACCCUGUCUUUUAACGAGCCUCUCAGUUGGUGCUUUAUUUCCUCUUGGCUGUUGUCUUGUUAUGAUUACACAAUAUUUAUAGGUUGUGUACACAUUUUCAAUAUUUAUUUGCUUCAAUAAAGUAGUUUCUCAGUGUU